AUGGUGGGCGUGCUGAAGAAGGACUGGGCAUCUCAGAACAGCAUUGCCCUGUCGUGGCUGGAGCCAGAACAGACCUCCCUCCUGGUGGUCGACUAUGAGGUCAAGUACUACGAGAAGGAACAUGAGGAGUUGAGCUACUCGUCGACGCGGACCAAAGCCCCCAGUGUGGUCAUCACAGGGUUAAAGCCCUCCACCUGCUACAUCUUCAGCCUGAGAACACGCACCUCCUCUGGACACAGCGCCUACAGCCCCAAAUACGAGUAUGAGACCACGGACGACACGUCGGACAUGGCUUCAGACCAGGGACAAGUGUUGGUGAUCGUCACGGCAGCCGUGGGUGGCUUCACUCUCCUCAUCAUCCUCACCCUCUUCUUCCUCAUCACCGGACGGUGUCAGUGGUACAUCAAAUCCAAGAUGAGCUCAGAGGAGAAGAGGAGGACCAACUAUCAGAGUGGACAUGCUCUCCCGUUCCCGGGAGUAAAGGCCUAUGUAGAUCCAGACACCUAUGAGGAUCCUACCCAGGCUGUCCAUGAGUUUGCCAAAGAGAUUGACCCGACCCGGAUCCGCAUAGAAAGAGUUAUUGGAGCAGGUGAGUUCGGGGAGGUGUGUAGCGGUCGUCUGCGGAUACCGGGGAAGAGGGAGAUCGCCGUGGCGAUAAAGACACUGAAGGGCGGCUACGUGGAGCGCCAGAGGCGGGACUUCCUCCGAGAGGCCAGCAUCAUGGGACAGUUUGACCACCCAAACAUCAUCAGGCUGGAGGGCGUGGUCACCAAAAGCAGACCUGUGAUGAUUGUGGUGGAGUACAUGGAGAAUGGAUCUCUGGACUCUUUCCUGAGGACGCAUGAUGGCCAGUUUACAGUGAUCCAGUUGGUGGGCAUGCUGCGUGGCAUUGCAUCGGGCAUGAAGUACCUGUCUGACAUGGGCUACGUCCACAGAGACCUGGCUGCCCGCAACAUUCUGGUCAACAGCAACCUGGUGUGUAAGGUGUCUGACUUCGGCCUGUCCAGAGUCCUGGAGGACGACCCAGAGGCUGCUUACACCACCACGGGAGGUAAGAUUCCUAUCAGGUGGACAGCUCCAGAGGCCAUCUCCUACAGGAAGUUCUCAUCAGCCAGCGACGCCUGGAGCUACGGAAUCGUCAUGUGGGAAGUGAUGUCAUACGGGGAGCGGCCUUACUGGGAGAUGUCCAAUCAGGACGUGAUCCUGUCCAUAGAGGAGGGCUACCGUCUCCCUGCUCCUAUGGGCUGCCCCGUGGUUCUACACCAGCUGAUGCUACACUGCUGGCAGAAGGAGAGGAGCCAGAGGCCCAAGUUCACUGAUGUGGUCUCCUUCCUGGAUAAGCUGAUCAGGAACCCCAGCAGCCUGCUGGCUCUGGUGGAAGAUAUACAGGGUCUAGCAGAGUCCCCAGGAGAGGUGGUGGACUACCCCAUGUUCAUCUCCAUCGGGGAUUGGCUGGAUUCCAUCAAGAUGAGCCAAUACAAGAGCAGCUUUGUGGCAGCAGGAUUCAGCACACUGGACUCUGUGGCCCAGAUGAGCAUUGAAGAUGUGCGAAGGACCGGGGUGGUGUUGAUUGGCCACCAGAGGAGGAUCGUCAGCAGCAUACAGACCCUCCGACUGCAGCUACUACACCAACAGGAGAAGGGCUUCCAUGUAUGAGACCUUAGAACAGACGGACAGACAGCCACAGCCUGUGCCUCAGUCUUCACCCCUCAGACAGACAGACAGACAGACAGACAGACAGACAGACAGACAGACAGACAGACAGACAGACAGACAGACAGACAGACAGACAGACAGACAGACAGACAGACAGACAGACAGACAGACAGACAGACAGACAGACAGACAGACAGACAGACAGACAGACAGACAGACAGACAGACAGACAGACAGACCGUCUCAGCCUGGAGGCCUCUCUCAGACAGACUACCACACAUUUGGACCUCAAUGCAGAACCUCAAUAAAGCCAGACUGUUUUGUACACCUGAACCUGCUCCAGCCAGAGACAGAACAGCAGAGACAGGACUCUGAGAGACACACUGCCCCUGGCUCCCCCUGGGGAAUUUAUGCCUUGUUGCAGCAUCACUACUUAUUAUACAGUAGAACUUGGGAAUGUACAUUUUCUCUCCAUGUUUUUGUGACCAUGAUGUAGCUGCUAACAGAUGAGCAAUCAAAAGGAUUGUCCUUAAAUAAUAUGAUGUGAAUUAUUUUGGAGUUUGAUAAGUAAGCGUCAUCAUAAGGUAUUCUUGUUACAUGAUUUAACCUCUCCAGAGUAUCUGGGUAUGCUAAUACUUGAAGAAAAUGAAGAGACAGUUUUUGAAGUGCAGAGGAUUUCUGAAUGUUUUAAGUGUAUAGACAAUUUAUGGAUUAUAAUCCUAAACUAAUAUUUAUAUAUGUGCAGUCCUGUAUGUGAGCGCCCUAGUAAAUCUGGAUGUUAUCUCUUUAUUUACCAUUUUAUCGAAAUCAGCAAUAUAUGCAGUCGUCUCAGUAACUAAGAUAAGAGAAAUACAUAAAUGAUACUCUCUUAUGGACCUACAGACAUUGAGAGCAGAUUGUCAGCAAACCUCAACAGACUGUGUAACAUGCUAACAUGCCAACUACACAGGGCGGUCUGGCAAUGCUAAAGACUUAUGGAAGUUGCUGGAAAAUAAUGUACAAUAUGUAGUAUGAGGGGGACUCAAGGCUGUUGAGCAUAUAGUAGUUGGUUUCAUUAUGUGUUUUUUGUGGUCAAGACUCACGUGUAUUCCAAGAUAGAGAGAGACAGAGGUAUGUUCUGCAGGUUGACAGACACAUAGAGACAGAAACGCCAGUGUAAUAUCUCUUUGUCUCUAGAAGGCCCUCAACAGCAUUAUAAUAAGCCAUGAGCCUCUCCAGAUCCACACUAACGUAGGUGGUUCGGUGAACCACAAAAAGCAUAUGCCUGAAACUUGAAGACUUGCAUUAGCUAAUGCUUAGGCUUUAACUCGGCAGGCUAACAUAGUCUUGUGGAGCACAGACGACCCAGGUUCAAACCCAGUCGGUCACACACACACACCUACAAUAUGUUCUGGAUGUUCAGUAUGUUCUGGAGAAGGAGUGUACCUGAGGAGCCUGUACGGCAGUGGAGGCUGGUGGGAGGAGCUAUAGGAGGACGGGCUCACUGGAAUGGUAUCAAUGGAACGGUAUCAAACAUACUUGGAACCCCAUUUCACUCCAUUCCAAAAUUCCAUUCCAACCAUUACAAUGAGCCAGUCCUCCUAUAACUCCUCCAACCAGCCUUCACUGCUGUACAGAGUAGGAGGAAUUUGCCCCCAGACACUGAUCUAACAUCAGUUUAAUAUUUUACCCCCUAAUGGUUGAGGUAAGAAUUGAGGUACGCUAAGCUGAUCCUAGAUCUGUGGUUCGGAACAACUUCUAAAUGGAGCUCACCUGUCCAGCAGCUGUUCACAGACAGAGCGUUCAGGUGUCCCUCAGAGGGGAGGACACACACACAAACACACACACUUCCCUCCUCCUGGAAGGAAAGAUUAGAUCAGGCUGUUUAGCAUGUCUUACUGUCUUGCUGAGCAACGGGAGAAUGCUCUUUUGUACAAAGUACAAGUAUACUUAUAAUUCUUGUAUUUUAUUUUUCUAUCAUUUCCAGAGAGACGUGGUAGAUCUUGCACACUGUAAGACGCAGUUUAAAGCAGAUAUUUAUUUGCAAAU
Molecule: messenger RNA, 3684 nt
Organism: Oncorhynchus gorbuscha (pink salmon)
Lineage: Eukaryota; Metazoa; Chordata; Actinopteri; Salmoniformes; Salmonidae
Product: ephrin type-A receptor 6-like
Exons: 11
Coding region: 1-1656 (551 amino acids)
Biological process (GO): protein phosphorylation; axon guidance
Cellular component (GO): neuron projection
Molecular function (GO): protein binding; transmembrane-ephrin receptor activity; ATP binding
Source: RefSeq, a predicted model, not a curated record